AUGGCGGAAGCCAAACUAAGUGAAAAACUCUCGAAUGAGGGGUAAGGAAAACAGCACAUCUGACAAACUUGUGAUCAUCCGUCUGUUCUGGGGUGGCAGCUUUGACGUUGACACUCCCAAAAACGUCGAAGAGCCGCUUGUUCGACAGUGGACGCCUCAACAGCUUAUGCGGACACUGUUGAGAGGCAUGAGCGCGAAAAUGGAAGGCGUGAAGACAGGCGAAAGGAUUCAGUGGUGCGUAGCAAAAUCACCAAAGGUCUAUAUAUAGGGCAAGAAACAACCAACUUUUCCACAUCUCCCAUUCACACAGGUGGGAAAGCUACUUUUUCUUCCCCAUUCUCUGCUGCUGGGCCAUUGUCGUCUGGAGCUUUUUUGGAUUUAUCGUUUUCCAGCUGGCAAGGGCUGGCACAGGUAGAAGAGGUGAUCAAUGUGUAUCGUUUGUAUUUUCAUUGAGUGACUCUCGCGGCCUACAGAGUGUCCAAGGUGAGCGGGUACGAGCAUUGUAUCCUCAAGACGUAUCCACCAUUUGGCCCUCGGCGAAGCCAAGUCAACAAAAGCAAAAGAGGAGUACUGCCUCUGCCAUGCAACUGGUAAGAUGAUUCGAGCCACUCACUCACAUGCGAUUCCCUAACCAUGCACUGUGUCUCCGUCCGCGUCUGUGUCUGCAGUCGUUAUUACUCCGGCGACCGCACCGAGCAGCUGAUAUCGAACGAGGCCUUUUCCCGAGGCUUCGAGAUAUACACAACGAUACAGGGGGCUCAUCUCACAUUUGAGGGGGCACCCGCUUUAGUUAACGCUCUGAAGACGGGAAAUGUCAAGAACGUGGACCGCAUUCCCCCAUCGAUUGGCAAUCAGCGAUUCAUGUACAGCAAGCUGUAAUUAUCGAUUUGUGCAUACGUCUGUCUAAAACUCUUUCUGUUUCAUCGCUCUGCAGGAGGUUCUUUGGGCUCACAUGGACUCAGCUGACGUCAAUUCCGGAGGAGGUCUGCCUGUUGUCCAAUUUGAUUUACCUCGCCAUCAUUUGGUCCAACCUUGAAACCUUUCCGGACUGCCUUUGGGAUAUGCCGAAGUUGCUGAAUGCCGAUUUUGGCUACGGGAGAAUAGCCGCGCUGCCCAAGUCUCUGACUAGGUCAAAACUUCAGCAUCUCAGCCUCAGAGGAAAUCCAGUACGCGAGGCAUUGAACAACUUUCAGAUACAUCCUCUCGUGCUCAUUCAAUACAGAUAUGCCACAACGGCUGGAUGGAGACGACCGGUUUACCCACUGAUUUCUUCGGAAGGCUCAAUUCCAAGCCCUGCGGAGAUGUCAACUCUUUUGGCAUCAGCUCUUAUGUCGACGAAGAACCUAGACACGAGUGCGUUUCUGCAUGCCGCAUGGUCACUGAUUGGUUUGGUGCCCUCGACCAAGACCAAAAUGGCAUACUGUGAGCGCCGGCAAUGGACGCCGCUUGUGUCUCAUUAUUUAUCGGAUCCAUUAUGUGCGUACGCAUCAGGUGUUGGGACGAAGUUGGCGUGAUGCUGCAAAGUGGGAUUCACCUGUGUCAUGCAUAUGAAUGCUCAUACAUGCCUCUUCAUGCAAUGCAUGCAGGGACUUCGCUGACCUACGAACUGUUUUUGAAGCUCUUGGGGACACAUCAGCCCUACUUUCCGUUACAAUGCGCUACCUUCUAUACGAUUGGGAAGUGGUACGCCUCAUCGACUCUGUGUCACUCAGAUGCUUCUAUGUGUGUGGAUCGGCUCUCAGGUUGACCGGCGGUAAAAGCGACUGUCUCGAGUGCCCCUAUGCAGUCCUUCCGCCACUUCUCCCCAUGCCGCAUGGAUGA
This is a messenger RNA of Vitrella brassicaformis, 1821 nucleotides long. The record is from the annotation of a GenBank genome assembly. Lineage: Eukaryota; Vitrellaceae.